Pristis pectinata (smalltooth sawfish) is the source of this 4373-nucleotide messenger RNA. RefSeq names its product synaptojanin-2-like. Gene Ontology annotation, molecular function: nucleic acid binding; phosphatidylinositol-4,5-bisphosphate 5-phosphatase activity. The record is from RefSeq and is a predicted model, not a curated record. Gene Ontology annotation, biological process: brain development; phosphatidylinositol dephosphorylation; synaptic vesicle endocytosis. Lineage: Eukaryota; Metazoa; Chordata; Chondrichthyes; Rhinopristiformes; Pristidae. Gene Ontology annotation, cellular component: presynapse; perinuclear region of cytoplasm.
GGGAGUGGUCGGUUCUGCGGCAAAGUUUCCGGGGAGAUCCGAACCGCCGGUGGUGAGUUGCUGCGCAGAUGGAAGGUGGCACCGGGAAACGCGCCACUGUCUGACCAGGUUUUACUUGGAGCUGAGCCAUGGCUUUGACCAAAGGGUUUCGAGUGUUUGAUAAGCGGGAGCCCGGUUUCUGCAGCGUGCUGCUGGGCUCCAGGACUCGACAGGAUUGUCUGCUGUUCAAGGCGGGCGCCGUAGCCGUCGUGUCAUCAGUAGAGAAGGAAGUUGUGAAGGAGCGUUAUGAGAAAAUAAUGGAUGCGUAUGGCUGUUUGGGUGUACUUCGAAUUAAGAGUGGUAGCUCAAGACUCUGCUUUCUGGUCAUGGUGACAGGAUGUACAUCAGUUGGGAGAAUCCGUGACACUGACAUUUGUAAGAUUACCACCACAGAUUUUGUUCCUCUUCAAGAAGAAAUGACAGAUGAAGAGCGAAUCACCUCUUUGAGGAAAUUACUAAACUCUGGCACGUUUUACUUUUCAUCUACUGCUGGUUCGACUUUUGAUCUGGAUCUUUGUGCACAGAAGCAAUUUGCAAAGGAUUCUGAGACUGGAAGUUGCUUUUCUGUCUCCAGUCAGUGGGCAAAUAAUGUGGAAAGGAUUGCUGUAUCGAAUACCAACAAAUUAGUGAGGUUAAAGAACCAGAGUUUGCACGUACAUCUCAAGCAGUACCAGGUAAACUGCUCUGACUGGCUACUGAAGGUGAUCUGUGGCGUGGUGGAGAUCCGCACUGCCUAUGCCACAGAAAAGAAGGCCAAGGCUUGUCUGAUAUCGCGGCUCAGCUGUGAACGAGCUGGAACCAGGUUCUACUUACAAGGAACUGAUGAUGAAGGGCAUGUGUCUAACUUCGUUGAAACAGAACAGGUCAUAUACUUGGAUGAUGCAGUGUCUUCCUUUGUUCAGAUACGAGGGUCGGUUCCGUUAUUUUGGGAGCAAACUGGAGUACAGGUUGGCUCUCACCAUCUGCGUCUGACUCGAGGUCUGGAAGCAAAUGCCCCAGCUUUCGACAGGCAUUUGAUGUUGCUGCAAGCACAAUAUGGAAAUCAAGUUAUUGUCAACCUGUUAAAAAUUAAGGGAGGAGAGGAGGUCCUCGGCAGAGCUUAUAAGAAGUUGGUGUGGGCCUCUCUUCAUGCGUCCUGCACACCAAUGAUAAACUUUGACUGCUAUCACUUCUUGAAGAGUGGGAAGGUGGAGAAGCUGCAUUCACUGCUAAAACCUCAGCUAGAGGAACACCUGGAGCGGUUUGGCUUCUUCACCAGUGGAGAGCGUGUCCCUUUUUGUAUUGUGUCAAACUGGAGCAUUCAGACAAAUUGUCUUGAUUGCCUGGCGACCAACAGUGUCCAGUCCUAUGUGGCUUUGGAGGUAAUCAUUUUAUUUAUUGAGAAUGUUGGUAAAGGGAGUAAGUCAGUAGUGGAACGCUUUGUGGAAUUCUACAAGACAAUGUGGUCAGUGAAUGGACAUAAUUUAAGAAAGAUCUUCAUAGGAAAUCGAGCACGAGAAGGAAAAACAAAGGUAAUAUGUGUAAAGGAUGGAGCACGUUCUGUGUCCAGAACAAUCCAAGCUAAUUUCUUUGAUGGAGCUAAACAGGAAGCCAUUGAUUUGCUUCUUAUGGGGGACUUCUACAGUGAGGAUUAUGCAGAAAAAGGCAGGAUUCUUAUGGAGAGCAGUGCACUUGUCACACCUCCUGCAAUUUUGCAAGCAAUGUGUGAACGCCAUACAGAAUACACUAAUUCCAAACGUGCUCACAUCAGCGUGGGUUCCUGGAAUGUAAAUGGUGGUAAGCAGUUCAGAAGCAACAUGCUCAGUAUUGUGGAUCUCAGUAGCUGGUUACUUGAUGGUCUCCAACAGUGUGAAGAACCUAAGUUCCAAAAUAAUGAAAACUACCCACCAGAUAUCUUUGCGGUUGGAUUUCAGGAAAUGGUGGAGCUCAAUGCUGGAAAUAUUGUUAGUGCUAGCACAACGAACAAAAUGUGGUCAGAACAGCUUCAGAAGGCAAUCUCAGAAACACACAAGUACAUCAUGCUGUCUUCAGGGCAACUUGUGGGUGUCUGCCUAUUUAUUUUUGUACGACUCCACCAUGUGCCCUACAUUAGAGAAGUUGCUGUUGAUAGGGUGAAAACUGGGAUGGGAGGAAAAACUGGGAAUAAAGGAGCUGUGGCUAUUCGUUUACAGUUUUACAGCACCACUCUCUGCUUUGUAUGUGCCCACCUGACAGCGGGACAGUCACAAGUGAAAGAAAGGAAUGAAGAUUAUCGUGAAAUCAUGCAGAAACUCAGCUUCCCCAUGGGAAGGAAUGUUUUCUCGCAUGACUAUGUAUUCUGGUGUGGAGAUUCAAACUUCCGCAUUGAUCUUCCACAUGACGAAGUCAUCCAACAUAUUAAGAGACAGGACUGGAAAGCUCUUCGGGCUUAUGACCAGCUACAACAACAGAAGGCCGAUGGCAAGAUUUUUAAAGACUUUUUUGAAGGCAUCAUCACCUUUGCUCCAACAUACAAGUACGACGUGGGAACAGACGUUUAUGACAGUAGUGACAAGUGCCGAACUCCAGCCUGGACUGAUCGGGUGCUGUUUUGGAGGAAAAGUAAAACACCCUGUGAUGUGCCAGAUACAAAUUUAAGAGGGUCUGAUUGUGAAUCAGAAACAAAGAUCAAGAACAGAGAGACUGGCGGAGAUCUGCUGUAUUACGGGAGGGCAGAGCUGACUGCCUCAGAUCACAGGCCUGUGUUAGCUGUCUUUGAAGUGAAUAUUGAGGAAGUGGAUAUUCUUGCACGUGAGCAAAUUCUCGAAGAAGUUACAUCUUCACAGGGACCAUCAGAUGCGACUGUGGUGGUGUGUCUUAAGGCACCAACCAAUGAACCAAAGGAGGAAUUUCCAGAUGACCUAAGCAGUGAAAUAAUUUCGUGCUUUCAGAGUUAUGGCACUGUUGUGUUGGUAAGGUUUGACCGUGGACAAAUGCUGUUGACUUUCCAGGACAGUCGCAUGGCUUUGAAAGUUUUGGAGCUCGAUGGGAUAAAGGUUAAUGGGAGAGUGAUAAGUGUCAGACCUCGAACCAGGAACUGGCUGAAUGACCUACAAGAAGAAAUUAAUAGAAACAGGAACAGUAUUGCCCCAAUGUCUCCAACUGCAAAUUCUUGCCUGCUUGAAGAAAGUUUUGAUUUCAGCAGCCUGGAUUAUGACACUGAAGGAGAUAUAGAUGAAGACUUGGAUGAAACUGUUCCUCAGCACUUGCUGACAGGACAUAGCAUGAACCACAAAACUGCACCAGAAGGAGUUCCUGAACCUGGUGUUAAAGAGGUUGAGUUCUAUUUGUCAAACAGACCACCUCACGCUGAAGUGGAUGAAUCUACCACAAAAAAUGAGGAAUUGGCACCUGGUGAAUUCCGACCGCGAACAGCAAGCAGAUCAUUGUCUGUACCUGACCGACCUCAGCCUCCACAACGACCUCCUCCUCCAACGGUACUAAGUUUGAAGAAAUCUGCGUCUGAUACCUUGCAUCCAUCUGAAGAAAGUUGUUUCCAGGCCAGUACCUGCAAUGCAGUGCAGAAUCUUCCAAUGGCAGUUCAGCCAUCUCUAUCACAAAGAACUGGAAUAAGCAAACCAUAUAAUGUGAAGCAAAUCAAAACAACAUGUGCAGAAGAAGCAGAACAGGCAAUAAAACAUUUAAUGGAACUCAAAUCAGUUCCAGGUCACCUGUCAACCUCUUCUCUUUCAAAACCUCUUGCAUCAAGUCACCAACGUGCUCCAAGUCCAGUCACUGAGCAUCGGAAAGGGCACGUGGCUGCAAACAGUAAGGAACCUGACCCAGGUACACUGACUUCAUCAAGUUCUAACCCAGUGGAACUAUCAACAUCAUUGCCUUUCUUAGAAACUUCAGGAAGGAUCAAGCAGAGAUCUGCUCUGAUAAACUACAAUCCCAAACAAGAGAAGCAGUGUAUCACUGACAGAACUUCACAUGAACUCUGUAAUAACCAAGGCACAAACUCAGAAGACGCAACCACUGCGCCAAUUGCAUCUCCUGAUCCUCAAGAUGAUCACAGUGCCCUCAUAAAGCCAGUGAACAGUAAUACCGCUCACAAUUUCCACCCUGCCUGUGGGUCAGCCCCUACUAGACUGUGCAACACCCAUGUCUCAUUGAGCAAUCGCUGUAAGCUUCUGCAGGGCACAAACCCUUCAGAUUCCAACUGGUUAACAGACAACUCUCAUCUUCUAGGCCAGUCCAAAAAUGAAAACGAACUUCAAACAAACCAAACCCACUUCAACAAAUUCAUAAAUGAUACUGAAAAGAAAGUGCUUGAUCCUGCUACAGCUUUCCAGAAAAGGUCAAACACAACAUAA